Bipolaris zeicola 26-R-13 is the source of this 1431-nucleotide messenger RNA. Its product is annotated as carbohydrate-binding module family 50 protein. The transcript has 5 exons. The record is from RefSeq and is a predicted model, not a curated record. NCBI's taxonomy places the organism in Eukaryota, Fungi, Ascomycota, Dothideomycetes, Pleosporales, Pleosporaceae. The annotation marks the transcript as partial.
UUCAGUAAUGCACAAACCAGCAGCCCUACAGGACCUACACACCCCAACAUUGCCAAAAAUUGCAAUGCUUUCCAUACUGUUGUCAGCGGCGACGGAUGUUGGGCAGUGGAAACCAAAUAUGGGAUCUCGCACGCUAACUUUAUCAAAUGGAACCCUGAUGUUUCUGACGACUGUUUGACCAACUUCUGGCUUGGUUCGUCAUACUGUGUCGGAGUUGGUGCACUCCCGAGUUCCAGCAUCAGGAGUAGCUCUGCGAGUAGGCCAGUUACGAGUUCCAGUAUCAGGAGCGGCUCUUCCAGUACCUCAGCAGUAAAGUCUUCUAGUACACGGAAGCCUGUUACUCCUACUGCCCCGUACUCUAUUCGAGAGCCGGUACACACAUGGAAUAUCUCAAGCACUACGGUGGAGACUGCCUUUCCACCGAAGAAGACACAAGCAGGACAGGUUUCGUACUGCAACAACUGGCAUCUGGUGUCAGCUGGAGAAACAUGUCAGCAAAUCGUCGGUGCAGCUACUCGAGCAACAAUGGCACAGUUUCUUGACUGGAACCCAGCCCUAGAUAGUGACUGCUCUGGACUCUAUGAUGGCUGGUGGGUGUGUAUUGGCAUCCAGCCGCAGUCCAUGACGGUGACGUUCGACUACACCACUACCGCCGCUCCUGUGGAAGUUCCCGAGCCCACGGCAUAUACGCCAACAACAUACCAGGAUGCAGACUCCAGCUUCGUAGCUUCACCAACCCAAGCAGGCCUUGCCUCCAACUGCAAGGCUUUCCAUCAAGCAAAAGAUGGAGAAACUUGCAGGCAGGUACUUCAGUAUGGUCUCGUUUCGCAACAGCAGUUCUUUGCUUGGAACCCUGCGCUGAAUGGCAACUGCGAUGGCUUGUGGUUGAACUACUACUACUGUGUGGUAGCUGGAGACGCUCUACCUGCACCUCCUGUGGAAACAAAACGGCCUUCUUCGGUACCCCAAAACCAAAUUAGUACCUGCAAUACAUGGUACAAAGCAGAUGGCUCUGAGACCUGUGACGAGAUUGUAAGUAUGUAUGGCCGGUUCUCGAAAAAUGACUUGAUCAAAUGGAACCCUACUGUCGGAACAAACUGUGGGGGUAUAGCUGCAAACCAGUAUCUCUGCAUCGGUAUUCCUGGAACACCGACUACUCGUACAACCGGUGUACCGAGUACCACUGCUCCCCCCUCUGAAAUGCCUACACAGAGUGGCAUGGUGGAUAAUUGUAGUGAUUUCUGGCUUGUCUCUCGAUCGGAUACAUGCGCUUCAAUUGCUAGCAAAAAGGGAUCUACAGAGCUUCAGCUCUUGACCUGGAAUCCAGCACUAGGCACCUCCAAGUGUACGAACCUUACACCAAACUUUUACAUUUGUGUUGGCGUCGCGAGUGGAAGUGUGACUACUACGAAGCCUACGACUUCCAACUCC